AUGACGACGACUGCGGGCCACGAGGAUCCCUUUCAAGACCCGGUGAGCGCGACGCCGCAGCCUCCCAGCGCCAUCGAGGCCAACUCGAGCAAUGCUCAUGUUCCGGACACGCUCGCUGUAGGCAGAAAUGCCUCGCUUACCCUGGGGACAGACGCCCUGAUAGUGUUGGAGAACAUAUCCACUCGUUCCAUUCCCUUUUACAAUGUGCUCUGGGCCGAACACUCGGAAGAUGGCCAAGUGACUAUCCAGUACGCGCAGCCGACGUCGAAGAAGUCUGUGCGACCGGCCAUCAUCAGCUACACACUCGACAAGCCGGACGGUAGACUCUCAGAAGCUUGGAUCGAAAAGCUAUUGGAUCGCGCGUAUGGAGUGUCGCAAAGACGCAAGCGCGUCAAGGUGCUCAUUAACCCAUUUGGAGGCCAAGGCGGCGCUUUGAAGAUCUACCACAAGUCUAUUGCACCCAUCUUUGCGGCAGCUAGGUGUGAGCUGGAUGUUGAGAAGACGCAGCACAAUGGACACGGCGUGGAAAUUGCGCAGAAUUUGGACAUCGAGGCCUACGAUGUGGUGGCAUGCGCUUCGGGGGACGGUAUACCGCAUGAGGUCUGGAAUGGCCUAGGCAAGAGACCGGACGCUGCGCGGGCGCUUGUCAAGAUCGCUGUCGCGCAACUACCCUGCGGUUCAGGCAAUGCCAUGAGUCUGAACUUCAACGGAACGGAUGACCCCAGCCUGGCAACCCUCGCGGUUGUCAAAGGCUUACGAACUCCCCUGGACUUGGCAUCAAUCACCCAAGGCAACCGCCGCACCCUCUCCUUUCUCUCUCAAUCCGUAGGCAUAGUCGCAGAAACCGACCUCGCAACCGAACACCUCCGCUGGAUGGGCAGCGCUCGCUUCACCUGGGGCUUCCUCGUGCGCCUCAUCUCGCAGACCAUCUACCCAGCCGACAUCGCCGUCAAAGUCGAAAACAGCACCAAGCCCUCGGUCCGCGACGCCUACCGCGCCCAAGCUUCCAAACCCACGCGCGCCACCGACGACCGCCCCAUCCCGGCCACCGAUGCCGGUCUCCCCGCCCUCAAGUACGGAACCAUCAACGACCCUUUGCCCUCUGAAUGGCAGCUAAUCCCCCACGACAAACUCGGCAACUUUUACGCCGGAAACCUAUCUUACAUGUCCCCCGAUGCCAACUUCUUCCCCGCCGCCCUCCCCUCGGACGGCUGUCUCGACCUCGUCCGCAUCCGCGGCGACAUUCCCCGCCUCACCGCCAUCCAAACCCUCCUCUCGGUCGAAAAUCACACCUUUUUCGAUCUCCCCCACGUCGAUUACCAAAAGGUGAGCGCGUACCGCAUCAUUCCAAAGAAUCAGGAGCAGGGAUACAUUAGCAUUGAUGGCGAGCGGGUCCCGUUUGAGGGGUUUCAGUGUGAGGUUCAUCGGGGGUUGGGUACGGUGUUGAGCUUGAGUGGGAGGUUGUGUGAGGCCAAGGGCGUAUGA
Molecule: messenger RNA, 1485 nt
Organism: Plenodomus lingam JN3
Lineage: Eukaryota; Fungi; Ascomycota; Dothideomycetes; Pleosporales; Leptosphaeriaceae
Source: RefSeq, a predicted model, not a curated record